CAUCGCACUCCGGAACUGCGGCAUUCCAGCUUGUUUGGUGCUAUAGCAGCUCAGAGUACGGGCCUCAGGGCGUGCAAGUGGAAGUUAGCACACAUUGGAACGUGUGCUAUGGUGAUCCAGCCACGCGCUUCAUCAGUAGAUCUACCGUGGAAGGUGCGAGAUGCUCCACAGAUUCGCCCGCGGUUGACCCUGGCCCCCCACUACUUGAGCUUCCACUCCACAGGAGCUCCGACUAUCGUACACCAUCUCACAUUAAUCAACUCGAGUAUUUCACCAAGCCACUAGAAGUGUUUGACAAGCUCCGCUAGGCUUGAAAACACUCUAUAACCUGCUGUAAAGCUCCAAACACCACGCUCACACCACAUCGCCACGUCCACUAUGUCAGAUCAAGAACAGCUCGUCGCCAUGGGCUUCGAUCCCGAGCGCGCUGCACUCGCCCUCAAGGCCAGCGGCAACCUCCAGGGCGCCCUUGAUUGGAUCGAGAAGAACCAAGACCGCGCUCUCGACGAGAUCAAAGCCGAGCAGGCCUCUGCCGCCGAAGAGCCACCCGAGCUGCAGCCCGGCGAAGAAGCAAAAUCGCUCGUCUGCGAAGACUGCGGCAAGAAGUUCCGCUCUGUUGCACAAGCUGAAUUCCACGGCAGCAAGACUGGGCACGAGAACUUCGCCGAAUCAACCGAAGAGAUCGCGCCGCUCACCGAGGAGGAGAAGAAGGCACGUCUCGAGGAGCUGAAGACCAAGCUUGCGGCGAAGCGCACCGCACAGGCUGAGCAGGACAAGGAGGAUCGCAAGAGGAACGAGCAGAUUCGCAUGAAGUCCACCAAGGAAUCGCAAGACAUUAAGGAGGAGCUGCAGAAGAAAGAGCGCAUCAAGGAAGCCCAGGCCAAGCGCGCAGAGAAGCUAGCAGACCAGGAGGCAAAGCGCAAGGUGCUGGCCAAACUCGAGGCAGACAAACAGGAGCGCAAGAGGAAGGCCGAGGCGGAGAAAGCUGCGCGCGCUGGCCAGGCUCCUCCUCCGCUCAAGCAGGAGACGGGCCCUACGUCCUCUGGCCCCACGACGAGCAAGCCCGCGAGCGCGUACACCGAGGCGAGACUGGCGUUGCAGACAGCUGGCGGGCGCGUCACGAAGACAUUCCCUGUCGAGACGACGCUGUUCGAGGUUGCGCAUGCGCUGGAGCAGGAUGGCACGACGGUCAACACAUUUACGACCAACUUCCCCAAGAAGACGUACGAUAGGAGUGAUUUCGGUCUGACGCUCAAGGAGACUGGUAUGGUUCCCAGUGCCGCCGUGAUCAUCGGUUAGGUCCUCCAGCGACACGUCUCGCUACGACUGUUACGAAAAGAUGCAUUGGGGGCGUUAGGGGCGGGGUUCAUGAUGGUACAGAUAUGUGCAUCUGUCCGGAAGAUGUCAGAAGUCUGCUACGAGAGAUGCAGCGGUGGCAUGCAGACACAAGGAUCUAAUAGAAUAUGUCUGCCAUAGAAAACGUGAACACAUUCUGAGGACUUCUUCCAUCCCCAAGCGGUCAGACCUUUUUGUCACAUGCAGUAAUACUUGUAAUCUCUUA
Messenger RNA from Macroventuria anomochaeta, 1561 nucleotides. RefSeq lists its product as uncharacterized. NCBI's taxonomy places the organism in Eukaryota, Fungi, Ascomycota, Dothideomycetes, Pleosporales, Didymellaceae. The transcript has a single exon. The record is from RefSeq and is a predicted model, not a curated record. Gene Ontology annotation, molecular function: protein binding. The coding region runs from base 379 to 1299 and encodes 306 amino acids.